GCCGCUGCCGCCGAUUGGUGUUGCUUCUUACCUGAAUCGCGUCGUGUUGCUGCUGUGCCGUCGUCGUGUUGCUGCCGUACCGUCGUCGUCGUGUUGCUGCCGUGUCUUGGCCACCGACCACCGAGGAUAAUACCCACGUAUAAAACCCUAUUUGAGAGUCAAGUUCGCGUUGAUUCUUAGCAAAAUACUGACCAAGUGUUGCUGCUGUGCCAUUGUGUUGCUGCUGUGCCUUCGUCGUGUUGCUGCUGUAACAUAACCACCGACGCAAGGAUAUAAUAUACAACUUUGUUAGCUUGUGGUGUUACCUUUAAACUGUUGCUGUUGUUCAUUUGUAGUGUUGCCAUUGUGCAUUUGUAGUGUUGCAGUUGUGCAUUUGUAGUGUUGCUGCUGUGCAUUUAUAGUGUUGCUGCUGUGUCUUAACCACCGACGCAAGGAACACACAUUCCCAAGCAGUACACCACUUCUUUGGCAUGUGGUGAGCCUGAGUGUCGAGUGCUUCUGGUGAUUUCCCCUUUGGCUAAUGGACAUGGACACUGAACAGGAGGCAAACAACCAUCGCGGCUCGGUCUCCUCCAGCCGCUCCCUGGAGAUACCCGCCACGCCCUCGCGUUCACCCAAGAAGGUGUCCUUCUCGGACGAGCUGCCCCAGUCGCAGACACCCGUCCAGCAACCCAUCCAGCCGCCGGCCGUCACUGGCGUGAGUCACGUGCUCCAGCAGGCGGCCCAGUAUCUGGAGCGAUUGCAUGGCGCACGCGAAUCCCCCUCCGAGGAGGAGGAGGAAGUGCAGCAACAGCCCGAUGGUGGGGAUAGUGAGGCCGCCGUACUGGACCUGGAUGCAGUGAGUCUCGGAGCUGAUGAGCCGGCGGUAAAAGCUGGCCAAAUUGCGGCCAGCUCGCCAAGUAUUCUAGUUGCCAGCGUUGGCAAGCAGGAAGCGAUUGCCAGUGGACAGGGAAAUAAAAAUGGAAAUGGAAAUCCGAAUCAGCGGCAAUCAAAUUUGUACAUGGAACGAUACAACCUCAAUUUAGAUAAGAACUGCAGCUCCAUGGAGCUGGAGGCGCGCCGGGAGAAGCAGCGCUGGCUGCUCAUAUCCGAGUGCAGUGCGCUUUUCGACGAGGGCGAGGGGAAACACACAAGGGAGGCCUUCCGCAAGCUUUUCCUGGACGAGGAAUUCCAGCAGAAGCUGUUCCAGCUGUUCGAUCUCGAGCGGAAUGGCUAUCUCCUGCAAGACCGCUGGAUCGAGCACUUGAAGGGUCGUCUAACCGACGAUCGCCAGAUGGACUUUGCCGAACAGAUCGAAUCGGUGGCCUAUGUGAUCUGCGGUGAGAACAGCAGGGUUAGCUUCAAGAACUUCCGCGACAUCUGGCACACAAGGGGGAUCCUCGACAAACUGUACCGCCUGAUUGAGCUGGAUGGCAGCAACCUGGUGUCCACCAACCAGGUGAUGGAGUUCAUCUCCCACCUGACCAACUCCCGUCCGAGGACGGGCUUCGACAAGAGCUCGCUGACCCGGCUGGAGCAGCUUUUCCGCACCACCGUGGGCAACGAGCAGGAGAUUCGCAGGGAGGAGUUCCAGAAGAUCGUCACCUCGAAGAAUCCCUUCUUCACGGAGCGCGUCUUCCAGAUCUUCGACAAGGACAACUCGGGUUCCAUUUCUCUGCAGGAGUUCAUCGAUGCGAUACACCAGUUCUCUGGUCAGUCGGCCGAUGACAAGAUCCGUUUCCUCUUCAAGGUUUACGACAUAGAUGGUGACGGACUCAUCCAGCACAAGGAGCUGCAUGAUGUCAUACGACACUGCAUCAAGGAGAACGGGAUGGAGUUCUCCGAGGACCAGAUCGAGGACCUGACCAGCGCCAUGUUUGAGGAUGCCGAUCCGCACAACAGUGGUGAGAUCACCUACGAAGCGCUGAAGAACCAGUUGCACAAGCACGGUGGUCUCCUGGAGAACCUCAGCAUAACCAUCGAUCGAUGGCUAGUGCCCAUCGCAGAAGAUCGUCAGCCGGGAGGAGCCGCAAAGGGCGGAUUCUGGAACUCCCUGCCCCACCAGUUCUCGCUGGCGUACAUGAAGAACAACCAGGUCUUCGUCACGUACCUCUUCUUCUACAUCAUUGUCAACCUGUGCCUCUUCAUAUCCCGCGCCAUUCAGUACCGUGCCAGCAAUGGAUUCGUGAUUAUAGCCAGAGCCUGCGGACAAUGUCUGAACUUCAACUGCGCGUGGGUGCUGGUGCUGAUGCUGCGGCAUUCGCUGACCUACCUGAGGGGUCGUGGCCUGUCCUCGUAUUUGCCACUGGACCACCACGUGUACCUGCACAAACUGACGGGCAUCACGAUCUCCGUGCUGAGUCUGGUGCACACGGUGAUGCACCUGUUCAACUUCUCGAUCAUCGUGAUCAACGAUCCGAACAUCAAUGCGGGACACUACACCAUCGGCGAGUGGCUGCUCACGGAUCGUCCGGGGCUGUUUGGCCUGAUUCCGGGAUGUGCCAAUCCCACGGGAGUGGCUCUCCUCUGCAUCCUGAUGGUGAUGUUCGUCUGCUCGCAGCCCUUCGUGCGGCGGAAGGGCAGCUUCGAGGUCUUCUACUGGACCCAUCUGCUGUACGUGCCCUUCUGGGUGCUGUGCCUGUUCCACGGACCCAAUUUCUGGAAGUGGUUCCUGCUGCCGGGCCUCGUUUACGUCAUUGAGCGCGCGCUGCGCUUCAUCUGGAUGAAGGGUGAGCACGGCAAGACGUACAUUAGUUCCGGCCUGUUGCUGCCCUCCAAGGUGGUCCACUUGGUGAUCAAGCGACCGCAUCACUUCAAUUUCCGACCCGGAGACUACGUGUUCGUGAACAUUCCGGCCAUUGCCAACUACGAGUGGCAUCCGUUCACCAUCAGCUCGGCUCCGGAGCAGGAGGACUACAUGUGGUUGCACAUACGCACCGUGGGCGAGUGGACCAACCGCCUGUACAGGUACUUCGAGCGGGAGCAGCAGAAGCUGCAGCAGAAUGGCUCUCCGCAGGAGAUUCCCCAGCACAUGCACGCCAUACCCACGCCCAGUUUUAUGCUCCUCAACGAAUCCCGUAAUCCGGUGAUGGGCGGGGAGAGAUCAGCCACGCCCCAGACGGAUUUCCUGGCCAGGAAUCUGGCCGUGCAGCCGGUGCCGCCAGUGCGUCCACCUCGCCAGAAUCGCAAGCCCACGGCGGGAGCUGCUCCCGAUCCGCCAGCCACUGGCGUCAAUCGUAUCCGCAGCAUCAAGAAGAGCCUGCAGCGUACGUUCUCGAGGAAGGAGGCAGUGGAGCCCAAGAAGGGCAUUCCGAACGGAGCUUUCGUGGGCGAUGGCGAGCGGGAGGACUGCAGCCUGAAGCAGCGACCGCUGGAGAAGAGCAUCUCCCUGCCGGACAUCAGUGUGAAGAGCAAAAAGCGGAGUCGCCUCAAGGCCCUUCGAGCCCUGGGUCGCUCCGAAUCCGAGUCCGCCUUCGACGAGAAGCGGGUGCGUCGUGCCAGGAACAACAGCGUGGGAUUGGCCUACCUCAGUCCGCAGAACAAGUCGCUGGCGCAGAGCUUCCGCUACAUGCGCACCAAGCCCACCAUUAUCGCUUUCAAGACGCCCAGCAUGGAGGAGCGGGAGCAUCAGCUGGCGGCAGGAGCAGGUGCAGGCACAGGGCCAGGGACAGGGACGGGGGAGGCCAAUGGAGCAGGUGCGGCCAGCAGGGCGGAGCAGGGAUGUGCGGGCUCCAAGCUGGAUGCAGCCGAUAAGCUGCAGGUGGCCAGACUCAGUCUGGCAGCGGAGGUGGCCUCCAAGCCACUGGAGGACCAAACUCAGACGGGAUCGGGCAGCAGAAAGUCCAUUCUGCGGCGACCCACUUUCCUGCGCUCCCUGUCCACCUCCAUAAAUAACAGAUCAGGCGGAGGCGGUGGAGGUGGCGGAUCAACUGGUAGCUCCACAACUAACAGCGGUGGCAAGGUCACACUCGAUGCGGGAGUAAUGGAGAUCUUCAUCGAUGGUCCGUAUGGAGCGCCCUCCAGCCACAUCUUUGGGGCCCAGCAUGCGGUGCUCAUUGGCACGGGCAUUGGAGUCACCCCGUUUGCCUCCAUACUCCAGUCCAUUAUGCAUCGCUACUGGAAGGCCCGCCACAGUUGUCCGAGGUGCCAGUUCGAGUGGGCCAGCGAGAUACCCAAGUCUGUGAUGAACCUGCGCAAGGUGGACUUCUUUUGGAUAAACCGGGAUCAGCGAUCCUUCGAGUGGUUUGUCAACCUGCUGUCCCAACUGGAGAUUGAGCAGGCGGAGCUGGGCGGGGCCAUGGAGCGCUUCCUGGACAUGCACAUGUACAUAACGAGUGCGCUGCAGAGAACCGACAUGAAGGCAGUGGGUCUUCAGCUAGCUUUGGAUUUGCUGCACGAGAAGGGCAAACGGGAUCUGAUAACGGGCCUGAAAACCCGCACCAAUGCCGGCAGACCCAACUGGGACAAGGUGUUCAAGCAGCUGCAGGCGCAGCAGAAGGGCAAGGUCACCGUUUUCUACUGCGGCCCACCGCAGUUGGCCAAAACGCUGCGGUACAAGUGCGACCAGUACGGAUUCGCCUUUCGUAAGGAGUGCUUCUGAACAAGAUCUAUCUCUCGCCUCCGUCUCCUCGUCCACCUGCUCAUCUGUGCCCAAUCUCUCUCAAUCUCAUCUCAUUUGCAUAAGCAACGGGUUUAUUUCGGGUUCGUUUUUGUUCGGUUUAGAUGGCUAUUUAUUCGUCACUUGUCUUGUUGCCUCAUUGUCGAGUGUGUCCGCAGCUUGUAAAUAUCUAUAUCUAUCUGUAUUAUCUAUGUGCUCACGCAAUAAAGUUUGUUAUCCAA
Messenger RNA from Drosophila elegans, 4818 nucleotides. RefSeq names its product NADPH oxidase 5 (gene Nox). Gene Ontology annotation, biological process: defense response; superoxide anion generation. NCBI's taxonomy places the organism in Eukaryota, Metazoa, Arthropoda, Insecta, Diptera, Drosophilidae. The transcript has 14 exons. The record is from RefSeq and is a predicted model, not a curated record. Gene Ontology annotation, cellular component: plasma membrane; NADPH oxidase complex. Gene Ontology annotation, molecular function: superoxide-generating NAD(P)H oxidase activity; calcium ion binding. The coding region runs from base 521 to 4579 and encodes 1352 amino acids.